UAUAGCAGCAAUAAUAUGCGAGUGAAAUUGGAAGCUUUCAUUUAAAUCCUGAUCAAGCCAAAAUCUGAUUCAUGUUAAUGCUUAUAUGAUUUGUGAAUUAAUUAAUGCCGGUUGGACGCUGCAUUCAGCUUUGAGAUAAACAGAUACUCGCAACAAUCCCGCCCAAAUUUCUUCAAAGCAUUUUAGAUAAUUAAGAAGUAGCAACAACGUCAAUGGCAUUUGAGCAGCGUUGUUUUAGAUGUGGAGUUGGUCAGUUGAUCUUAAAAGAAGAGAAAAAAACGUAUGGUACAGGACAUUCUUGUGCUGUGUGCAAGCAGCACGUAAUGGGUCUUAAUUAUUACAUUUGCAAGGGGUGCUACAGCUUCUUUCAUAAAUCAUGUGGCGAACUACCCCGAGAGAUGCAGCAUCCGUUGCACCCGGAACAUACCCUUGAAAUCACUGGAAGAUAUUAUAGGAAAAAAUGCCAUGGCUGCUGUGAAGAAUGGAUCGGCGACAACCUAUAUGAGUGUUCUCACUGCAAAUUUUAUCUUGAUCCAAAAUGCGCUUUUCUCCCCCUCACCAUAAAAGCUGAAAGUCAUGACCAUCAUUUGAUCCUCCUUCGAAAAUCAUUCCCGUUCACUUGCGAUACUUGUGGGAAAGAAAGCAAGUGCAUGUCCUACUUUUGUAUCACCUGCUCAUUCGUAGUUCACACACAAUGCGCUCUCAUUCCAUCGACUCUCAAAGUAACAAGUCACGACCAUCCUUUGAGUCUGAACCUCAAAUACUCUCCUCAGCUCAACCAAUCCGAGAAUCAGCAAAUUUGCCAGCUCUGUGUUCAAAAGGUGGACACAAAAUACAAAGUUUAUUAUUGCUCGAGUUGUGAUUUUGCUGCACAUCCACGUUGUGCUGCAAAAAUCGACAUCAGGGAUGAAACAUUUGACCCGGAACUCAAAGAUGAUCAACCUAUUGAGACCCACCUUCAUAGGCAUGAUGAAUCGACUGACACAUUAGCUCAAAUUGUCGACAAGAUCAACCCGGGAAACGGAAAAGCUGAAAUCGUCACAGAGAUCAAACAUAUAUGGCAUGAACAUCACUUAAAGCUUGGAGUUGAGUUAGAGAACAAUGAAAAAUGUGACGGGUGUGCACGGUAUCUUUCCUCUUUGCAAUAUUAUUGUUGUUUACAAUGCAAGUUCUUUCUUCACAAAUCUUGUGCUGAUUUACCCAAAAAAAAAUUACACCCACUCCAUAAACAUCCGCUCACCCUCCAACCCCCAAACAAAUUCCAGAAUCCAUACUAUGGCCCUGAAAUCUUUGAGUGUGGUGCUUGUUAUAGAUAUUGUAAUGGUCUCGUAUACAGAUGCAAUGGUUGCAACUUUGACCUCGAUGUCCCUUGUAGUUUGAUACCAACCAAAUUUACCCAUGAGGGUCAUGAGCACCCACUUUUUCUAAUUUUGAGCUCAGACAAUAAAGGUCAAGGCAAAUGUACCUCCUGUGGAAAAUAUUCUAGAAGGCGGUUGAUACGUUGUGCUGAUUCUGAAUUUUCUAUGGACAUGAGAUGCGCUACACGACCGCUUACCACAAAAUAUGGGCACUAUGAGCAACCCUUCAUACUCUCUUACACUGUUGAGGAUCAUAACUCUGAUGGCUAUUACUGUGAUAUUUGCGGGAAAGAGCGGGAUCCGAAGCAUUGGUUCUACUAUUGUGAAGAUCUCCAAUUUGCUGCUCAUCCAGAUUGUAUUAUGGGUAAGUUGCCACAUAUGAAGUUUGGGCGCACUUACACAUACGACGUCCACGAGCAUCCUCUAACUUUUGUUAAGAGGACCACGGAUCAUCCUAAGUGUCAAGUUUGUGGUGGAACAUACGAUCCAUUUAUCCUUGUAUGUGACAAAUGUGAUCAUUUCGUUCUUGAUCGUUUUUGUUUGUGGGACAUGAUGAUCGAGAAGAAAAGACAUAUAUAAUAUAUGGCUGCUGCGCGAGCAUGCAAGCAUCUAGUAGCUACGUGCAGAUUGAAAUUGGAAGCAUGCAGGUAGCUAGCUAGCAUCUACAGUACUACUCUGUCUUGGGCGGGUGAAUAAAAUCCUCCAUCAUGAGGUUAUUGAUGAUGAUGAUGAUGGUGAAAGAAUAUUGCAAUAUUAUGGAUUUUAGACAUUAUAAAUUGAAUGGUAGGUAAUGAAGAUGAUGAUAUGAUGCAUGGAUGGUUGUAAAUCAAUAUUAUUAUACAUAUGGUGUUGUAACGUACUACUAGUACUGGUAUUUAAUUAAUAAAUAAAUUAUUGUGUUUGAAAUA
Messenger RNA from Carya illinoinensis, 2266 nucleotides. RefSeq lists its product as uncharacterized. The record is from RefSeq and is a predicted model, not a curated record. Bases 213 to 1937 code for a protein of 574 amino acids. The transcript is spliced from 2 exons. Lineage: Eukaryota; Viridiplantae; Streptophyta; Magnoliopsida; Fagales; Juglandaceae.